Molecule: messenger RNA, 699 nt
Organism: Rotaria sp. Silwood2
Lineage: Eukaryota; Metazoa; Rotifera; Eurotatoria; Philodinida; Philodinidae
Source: the annotation of a GenBank genome assembly
AUGAAGGGCCCCAGAUCUAGUCGAUUAACUCGCAUUCUAGAGCUUAUACAGAGUAUUACACAUGGAAAUACUUUAAUAUCCAGCUAUUUAUUGAAUUGGUAUUGGCCAUUAAAUAAUAAUAGCAAUCAGACAUUAGUUCGAGCACAUGCCGUGACUCUUAAUAAUUCAUGUUCAUGUGGAACACUAAUAAAUUGUGUUCAACCUGGAGCUAUUUAUUCUUCAGCAAUGAAUAGUUCACAUUGGAUGAUGCCUGGAUUAAAGUUAGGUUGUUCCAUUGUUGACACAAUACGACAUUCAACACUCCAAUGUUUGUACAAUCAAACAUGUAUCGAUCUAUUGCAAUUCUUUGUUCAGAGAAUUCCUGAACGUCUUGAAAAUGUUACCAAUAUAACAGCUUUGGAUUCUAUGCUAGACACUCGUUAUCCGCUGGACACUAAUAUCUCUAAAAUUAGUUAUCAGUCAUUUUUUGAAGGAGGAGUACUGGAGAUCUCCUACGCGAAAUUCUAUAAACAAUGUGCUCCAAACUAUUGUUCUUAUACAUUUGAAAAACAUAAUAAUUAUCUGGUUAUUAUUUCACGAAUUUUAGCACUUUGGGGUGGACUUACUCUUAGUUUCGGGUUUCUUGUUCCAUGUAUUGUUCGACUGUGGUUCAAAAUUAAUACUUACCGUCAAAACAACAGAGUAUAUGCUGUUACUUAA